Geodia barretti is the source of this 307-nucleotide messenger RNA. Lineage: Eukaryota; Metazoa; Porifera; Demospongiae; Tetractinellida; Geodiidae. The record is from the annotation of a GenBank genome assembly.
CCUUCAACAACUAUACUAUGACGUAACCGAGCAUACGGAUUACAUUCCACGCCGUUCUGCAAUCUGAUUGGACUGCAACUAUAGUUGAAGAGGGUACAGGUCGUUGAUGCUAACGUCACCUGACUAUUUCUUCCACGCGCGUGAAAUAGGCAGGCUAUGCCAGACUAGUAUAAACCAGCAGUUAUACCAGGCGGGCAGAGUUGGGUUUGAGAGAGAGAAAGAGUUUCCACGUUGUGUCGUCCAGCUCCCCACGAGAAGAGUGCAGACUCGGCCUACGUAUGUCCUAAGAGCUGCACAUCAUUUCCAC